Messenger RNA from Oncorhynchus keta (chum salmon), 2195 nucleotides. RefSeq names its product neurofibromin-like. The transcript has 16 exons. The record is from RefSeq and is a predicted model, not a curated record. The coding region runs from base 510 to 1823 and encodes 437 amino acids. Lineage: Eukaryota; Metazoa; Chordata; Actinopteri; Salmoniformes; Salmonidae.
UCUCAGAAACGGUAUUAAAAUUCAAAGCCCUGAAGAAACCUGCCCAACUUGCCGUCAUUAACAGUUUGGAAAAGGCCCUGCUCUUCAACCCCACCAAGUCCUUCUCUCGCGGGGCAGGCAGCCAGAACGCAGACGUGGACCUCAUGAUCGACUGCUUCGUCUCCUGUUUCCGUAUCAACCCUCACAACAAUCAGCACUUUAAGGUCUGUUUGGCCUCCGCCUCCCCCUCUACCUUUCACUUUGUCCUGGUCAACUCCCUGCACAGAAUCAUCACCAAUACUCUGUCAUUUAAAGAUGAAAUGACCACCAGCCUUAAGUUCAAAGAGAACCACAGACCUGGAUACACGCAGCUACAAGUGCCUCCUCCUCGCUCUGGUCAAACUCAUCCAUGCUGACCCCAAACUCAUGCUGCACAACCCAGGGAAGCAGGCUCAGGAGACGCAGAGCUGAUCGCAGGCCUGGUGCAGCUGGUGCUCUUGGUCAGUACAUCCCAGCUUUCCCAGGAGGCCAUGGAGGCUCUGCUGGUGCUGCACCUGCCUGAGACUAUUGAGCUGUGGAACCCUCAGGCCCCCAUUGAAACCUUCUGGGACAUCAGCUCCCUAGUUCUCUUCCUGAUCUGCAAGAAGCUGAUUGGUCACCAGAUGGUGAACAGUACAGAGGUGUUGAAGUGGCUGAGGGAGAUCCUUAUCUGCAGGAACAAGUUCCUCCUAAAGAACAAGGAGUGUGCCACGCAGGGCAGUGGAAUCCCCAUCUGCAGACAGGCCCAGACCAAACUGGAGGUGUGUCUAUACAUGUUUCUGUGGAGCCCUGACACCGAGGCCGUGCUGGUGGCCAUGUCCUGCUUCAGACACCUGUGUGAGGAGGCUGACAUCCACUGUUCCGCUAACGAGGUGCUCGUCCAGAUCAUCCUGCCCAACUACGCCACCUUCACAGAGUUCGCCUCCGUCAGCAACAUAAUGGCCACCGGACGUUUCACCCUGCAGAAGAGAGUGAUGGCCUUGUUGAGAAGGAUAGAGCACCCCACUGCAGGCAUGGGAGGACACGCAUGCAAAAUGGGAGCAGGACACCAAACAGAUUCUGAACUUUCCCAAAAACAAGGUGGAGGAUGGUCAGGAGUGGAUCAACAUGACAGGCUUCCUGUGUGCUCUGGGUGGGGUGUGUCUGUCCCAGCGCAGCAAGCCCUGUGGCCCCACCACCUACAGCCCCCCAUGGGCCCCAUGAGCGAACGCAAGUACUCUUUGGUCUCUGUGGGCGUCUGUGAGGUCUCCAACGCUGCAGCUGGAGCCUCAGCCACCUGCUCCUCCUCUUCCUCCACUGAAACCCCCCUGGGCAGGUUCCUGGACCGCCUGCUGGUCCUGCUGGUAUGUGGUCAUGAGAGGGUGGGUCUACACGUCUGCACCAACAUCAAGGAGCUGCUGGGGCUGGAGCUCAGCCCGGUCCUGUACCACAUGCUCUUCAACAAGCUAAGGAACAGCAUCGGAAGCUUCUUAGGCAACACGUUGCAUGCCAUCCAGAUGAAAACCAAGCUGUGCCAGCUGGUGGAGGUGAUGAUGGAGAGACGAGACGACCUGUCCUUCUGCCAGGAGAUGAAGUUCAGGAACAAGCUGGUGGAGUACCUGACAGACUGGGUGAUGGGCACCUCCAACCAGGCUGCUGAUGACGAUAUCAAGUGUCUGACCAGAGACCUGGACCAAGCCAGUAUGGAGGCGGCGGUGUCUCUGUUAGCUGGCCUGCCUCUUCAGCCAGAGGAGGGAGACUGGGUGGAGUUGAUGGAGUUCAAGUCCCAGCUCUUCCUCAAGACGAGCUGGCCGGUGUGUUGGUGACACUGUUUGACUCUCGCCACCUGCUGUAUCAGCUGCUGUGGAAUAUGUUCUCCAAGGAGGUAGAGCUGGCUGACUCCAUGCAGACUCUCUUCAGAGGCAACAGUCUGGCCAGUAAAAUCAUGACCUUCUGUUUCAAGGUUUACGGGGCGGCGUACCUACAGAAGCUCCUGGAGCCUCUACUUAACAGUGGCACAACAUCAGCUUUGAGAUGGACACAACCAGGGCACGGUGAUGAUAGUUUGUAGAGCGAUUACCUUUACGGUCCAUUGAGACUAGAACAGGCAGAGAACCUUGACGAGAACCAGUGGAACCUUCUUCAGAUUACAGACCGGUUCUUCCUGGCCAUUAUCAACUCCUUCAGCGAGUUCCCGC